Molecule: messenger RNA, 874 nt
Organism: Haliotis rubra (blacklip abalone)
Lineage: Eukaryota; Metazoa; Mollusca; Gastropoda; Lepetellida; Haliotidae
Exons: 9
Coding region: 101-874 (257 amino acids)
Molecular function (GO): oxidoreductase activity
Source: RefSeq, a predicted model, not a curated record
UUUAGAAUUAACAUAAUUUACCUCGAGGAGGUCAGUGAUUCAUAUUGGUGUUCCCCUCAGUUGUUCCCAAGCCAGAUAUUCGAGACAGCACAAGCACGCGAUGGCGAGUUUCGUGGGCCGAGUUGUACUUAUUACGGGAGCGAGUGCCGGGCUUGGAGAGGGGACGGCUUUGCAUUUUGCCAAAAAGGGAGCCAAACUCGCGCUAACCGGACGAGAUAAUUCGAGACUUGAAGAUGUCGCUAAGCGAUGCAUGGCGUGCGGGGUACCUGCUGAUAACAUUCGGACUAUUUCUGGUGACCUGACUGACUCGGCGUUCAGGAAGGACACCAUUGAAAAGACGGUCGCCAAGUUUGCCAGGCUCGAUGUACUGGUGAACAACGCUGGUGUGGUCUUCCCUGGGGAGUCCAUGGGUAUGUCGGAGUCCGACUACGAUAAGUCGAUGGACCUCAACAUGAAGGUGCCCUUCCUCCUGUCACAGCUGGCAGUCCCCCACUUGGAGAAGUCGCAGGGGAACAUUGUAAAUAUAUCAAGUCUUUGCGGGACCAGGGCGAUGCCGGAGGUUGGGAUCUACUGUGUCGGCAAGGCCGCCCUUGACAUGUUCACUCAGUGCCUGGCUUUGGAGCUCGCGCCCAAAAAGGUUCGGGUGAAUUCUGUGAGCCCCAGCACUGUGGCUACUUCGAUCUUCGGACGAGAGGGUUCUGCCCUCCAUGGCAAAGACGACGAGAUACAGAAGCCAGUGCCAGCCCCCCUUGGCAGAUUGGGCACGCCCCAAGAUGUGUCUGAGGCUAUUGGCUACCUUGCCUCCGACGCUGCAAGCUAUGUGACGGGACAGAUUCUCUUAGUCGAUGGGGGCCGAAGCUGUACCUUCAAGUGA